AUGGUGAACGUAACUUACGACAUCCUGUGGCGGGAAGCUAUGAUGGGCCUGCUCGACCUGCUUGAGGCGGAGAACCCGGAGGACCCGAGCCUGGCGCCGAGCAACGAGCACGUGGACGACUGGGCGAUCAUUUACAUCAAGUACAUUCAGGUGUUCCGCAAACUGGAGGAGGCGUACGACCAGGUCAUCCACCCGCAGAAGCGCAUCGAUCUCAGGAAGGCGCUCGAGGCGACCAUGGGCCGCAUCCUCGAGAUCCGGGCCUACCUGGUCACGCUCAACCAGGGCGUCGACGAGGUCGACCUCGAUCGCGCCCUGCUCGACCUGAAACUCCCCCCCGAGGCCCUCGAGAUCCCGGUGCCGAAGUACUUCACGGAGGCGCACAGAAAGCUGCUCGAGGACCGCAAGGCCUUCAUGCUCCAGAUGAUUGCGCGGGGGCAAACCGCUCAGGCGACCGACGAGAGCGACGGGAAGAACCUCGUCGAGCUCCCGCCGCCGCUGCCGAUGUCCGAGGCGGUCCAGGUGAUCCAGGUCGCCGAGCGGGGCCGGCAGGGCCGCCUGAAGGGCCAGAUCGCGCGCGACCAGCGCCGCAUGAAGGCGCUGCAGGACGCGAUGGCGGAGCGCGGGGUGCGGCUGACCAAGGACGCGGCCGCGGUGCCGAUCCAGGCGACGAUCCGCGGGUUCAUCGCGCGGCGCAAGGUGAAGCGGCUGCGCGACGAGGAGAUGGUCUUCUUGGGCAUGAAGCCGCGGUCCGUGGAGCUGGAGGACGACCCGUCCGUGGUGCUGUCCCAGGUGAUCAUGAGGCGCAAGAACAAGCAGCGGAUGAACUGGAAGGAGUACGAGGAGGCGCUGGUGGUGCUCAAGCAGCGCGUGCGGGAAAUGGAGGGGCAGGACAUGCGCGAGACCAUCCAGGACAAGAUCAACGCUUGGUUCAUCGAGAACCGGGACCCCGAGACGGGCGACUACCCGGACUUCCCGGACGAGGACGUCGGCGGCUCGCGCGUGAUCUUGAACCCCCCCCCCGUCGCGCCGGAGGAGCCCGAGGUGGACGCCAAGGGCGCCAAGGACGCCAAAGCGAAGGGCAAGGGCAAGGGCAAGGGCGACGAGGACGGCGAGGAGGAGGUCAAGGGCGUGUCGACGGUGUUCGUCGGCGCGAUCGAGGAGGCGGUGCAGGAGUACGUGGCGCGGUGGCAGGACUGCGACGAGGCGGGCAACUUCGCGCAGAAGUACGACCCGGAGCUGGUGAAGGAGGAGCUGCGCCCGGUGGUGUUCGAGGAGGUCCGCGCGGAGGUCGACACGGAGAUGGCGGUGCUGCUGGAGAACCUGAAGGACAUGGUGGCGGCGGAGCGGGCGGCCAAGGCGGGGAAGAAGUGGAAGAAGCCGAAGAAGAAGAAGAAGAAGGGGAAGAAGGACAAGAAGAAGGGGAAGAAGGGCAAGGGGCCCAAGGACAUGUCGCCGGACCGCGGGAUGGAGUCGCUCUUUGCCGAGAUGGUCCAGAACAACCUGAUGCAGCUGGUGCGGGAGGUGUCCGUGCAGGACUACGUCGGGGCGUUCAACGCGAUCGGGUCGGACAUCAAGGCCGCGGGCGCGCAGGGCGACCUGUCGCUGGCGCACGUGCGGCAGCUGGUCACCGAGUACUGCAUUCUGCCGCUGGGGAGCCAGGACGUGCACGCGCGCCUGCCGGCCCCCGCGCGCGCGGUGCUGCUGUACGGGCCGCCCAACAGCGGGAAGAAGAUGCUGGCACACGCGAUCGCCCAGCUGUCGGGCAGCAACUUCUUCAACCUGUCGCCGCGCAACACCGACGGGCGGUUCCCGGCGAAGCAGGUCACGCUGAUGAUCAACACGAUCUUCAAGGUCGCGAAGGCCAUGGCGCCGAGCGUCAUCUUCAUCGACGAGAUCGAGAAGGUCUUCAACUCGGACAAGAAGGCCCAGCGCGAGUACGGCGGGACGGAGCCCUUCUCGCGCAUCAAGAAGGACUUCUUGAAGGAAUUCAAGUUCCUCCAGCCGGGCGACCGCGUCCUCGUCGUCGGCUGCACCAGCAGCCCGUGGACGUGCGCGAAGAAGGACAAGAAGGUCUUUGUCAACCUGUUCGACCGGCACAUCUACUGCCCCGUCCCGGACUACGCCUCCCGCGCGCUCCUCUGGCCGUUCCUCUUCGUCAAGCACGGCGGCGCGCUCGAGUUCAACUUCGACACCUCCACGCUCGCGCUCCUGUCCGAGGGCUACACCUCGGGCGACAUCGACCGCAUCGUGCGCAUGGUGCUCUCGCAGCGCCGCCGCAACACCAUCGGCGACAAGCCCAUCGACAUGAACGAGAUCCUCCAGUGGAUGACCAAGGUGCCGCCGGUGUCGGCCGAGACCGUGGAGCAGUUCCGCGCCUGGACGCGGGACCUCCCGAGCAGGCAGCUGCCCGCGGAGCCCACGGAGGACCCGAAGGACGCCAAGAAGAAGAAGAAGUAG
Molecule: messenger RNA, 2457 nt
Organism: Pedinophyceae sp. YPF-701
Lineage: Eukaryota; Viridiplantae; Chlorophyta; Pedinophyceae
Source: the annotation of a GenBank genome assembly